Messenger RNA from Polypterus senegalus (gray bichir), 2070 nucleotides. RefSeq names its product cholesterol 7-desaturase nvd. Gene Ontology annotation, cellular component: chloroplast. The transcript is spliced from 7 exons. Gene Ontology annotation, biological process: cholesterol metabolic process; chlorophyll biosynthetic process. NCBI's taxonomy places the organism in Eukaryota, Metazoa, Chordata, Cladistia, Polypteriformes, Polypteridae. Bases 96 to 1424 code for a protein of 442 amino acids. The record is from RefSeq and is a predicted model, not a curated record. Gene Ontology annotation, molecular function: chlorophyllide a oxygenase activity; 2 iron, 2 sulfur cluster binding.
GCCCGAGAUCUGAAAAAGCGGGGCUGGGCAGGCAGGUGCUCAUAGCCGUGCGGGCGGCGAUACGAAGAAACUGCUCGAGCGACUUGAGCUAAGAGAUGCGUGGCGUGUGGACUGCGGGCGUCUUGGCGGCGUGCAGCGUGACAGCGGGGCUGCUGUUCCUGCAGGGCUGGCAACCCGGAUCUCCUGAGCGCUUAUGCUGCUGGGGCCUGGUGGCCGGACCCUGCCUGGCACUGGCACUGCUGGCAGCGCGAUGGCUCCACGCGUUGCUCUGUGCACCACUGGAAGUGCUCUGCGGUCCCGAUGACGUUGGCUACAUCGUCGAAGCUGGCAGGACGCGUGCCCAGGCCGCUAAUGAGGCGAGGCGAAGACGGAAGACCGGUGAUCUGCCGCCUGUCUACCCGAACGGAUGGUACCGGGUCACCGACUCGCACCUGCUGGCCAAGGGAGAAGUGAAGAGCGUCACCGUGCUGGGUGAGCAGCUGGCAGCUUUCCGAGAUGAAAAUGGACAGUCCCACAUCCUGGACGCCUACUGCCCGCACCUUGGUGCCAACCUGUCUAUUGGGGGCCGUGUGGUGGGAAACUGUCUCGAGUGCCCCUUUCAUGGUUGGAAGUUCCGGGGUGAAGAUGGCAAAUGUAUUCACAUCCCCUACACAGAGAAAGUGCCCGAGUUUGCACGGGUCAAGUCGUGGCCGAGCUGUGAGCUGAAUGGCAUGAUCUACAUGUGGUUCCACUGUGACGGGGUGGACCCGCUGUGGACGAUCCCCGAGUUGGAGGAGAUCACCCUGAAGGAGUGGACGUACCGCGGCCGCACAGAGCACUUUGUCAACGCUCACAUCGAGGAAAUCCCAGAGAAUGCAGCGGAUGUCGCUCACCUCGGCCACCUGCACAGGCCGGUCAUCCUCAGCGGGACGGACCUGAGGUUCACCUUCAACAAGUUCUGGCAGAUUCUGCAGCACCACUGGAAGGUGAGCUGGUCACCUGAGCCCGAGCCCAACAGUCACUGCUCACUGAUGCUGGUGGAGCACACGCUCACGCUGUUCGGGAAGCCCUUCACCCUGCUGGACGUCGAUGUCAAAGCCAGACAGAUUGGCCCCGGCUUAGUGCACCUCUUCUUCGAUCACAAGCUCUUUGGCCGGGGGGUCAUCCUGCACUGUGUGACCCCCGUGGAGCCGCUGCUGCAGUGCGUGUCGCAUACCAUCUUCUACCAGGCCAACAUACCCACCGUGGUGCCCAAGUUCAUCCUGCAAGCGGAGCGCAUCCAGUUCGAGCGGGACGUGAUGGUCUGGAAUAACAAGAAGUACAUCUCAAAGCCCCUCCUGGUGAAGGAAGACUCGGCCAUUCAGAGGCACCGGCGCUGGUACAGCCAGUUCUACAGCGAGAACAGCCCAAAGCUGACUUUCCAGCGGGACGGCCUUGACUGGUGACUCUGGAGACAGGCGGUGGUCUUUGGUGGACUUGGCCUCUGGCUCUUUUGAGUUGUCCCACACUUGACCACGGCCUGAGGAGACGUCUGCACAGGAGGACGACGAAGAUUUAAACAAACAUAAGUGACAAUGACAACGACACACCUUGGGAGUGGGCGGGGGGGUCCAUUUUGAGUCUGCAGGGACCUCCUUCAGGUGGCAUUCAUGAGGGUGUAGUAGACUAGAGUGGGGUGGGGGGCUGCGGCUCCUUCUUUACUCACCUUUUCGAUACGAGGGUCCCGCUUCCCAAGGUUUGCAGAGUCAGCUCCAGAUGUCUUUUUAGAUGUGAGACCCCCGUGCCUCGCAUUUCCCCUGCUUGCUCUCCCUCCUCAAGGCCUGCUGCUGCCUGAGAUGAUUCUCUUAUAGGAAGGCGCCAUAUAAAGGCGAGGCUGUUUAGCGCCCUCUGCAGGCUGCAGCUGUCCAGCUUCUCUCGAUCCGCUGUCGUGGCCGCGGUGGUCCGGAGGGCUUUGCUCUCCUCUGUGAUUUUAAACUCCAGGUGUUUUCACCUCUUCAGGUGCCUUUUGUUGCUCUCAAAGUCUUAUUUUCUUAUUCAUAUUUAAAUAUUUUUACACCGAGACUCUUUGGUAAAAGACGUAUGUAGAACACG